Thunnus maccoyii (southern bluefin tuna) is the source of this 1174-nucleotide messenger RNA. It is a transcript of the gene dnajc9, whose product is annotated as DnaJ (Hsp40) homolog, subfamily C, member 9. The record is from RefSeq and is a predicted model, not a curated record. The coding region runs from base 131 to 898 and encodes 255 amino acids. Gene Ontology annotation, cellular component: nucleus; cytoplasm. Lineage: Eukaryota; Metazoa; Chordata; Actinopteri; Scombriformes; Scombridae. The transcript is spliced from 5 exons. Gene Ontology annotation, molecular function: heat shock protein binding.
CUGUACAUGCGGAAGUACGUGACAAGCUAGCGCGCCAAUUUAGUUUAGCAAACAAAGGGGAGGCUAGUAACAGAAACACAGCUUCAAAAACUCGUCUAAACGUACUCAGUCAAAGCAAAGAGUUGUCAGGAUGGGUUUGCUCGACCGCUGCAAGGAGCUCUUCAAGACGUCAAACCUGUACGAGGUGCUGGGCAUCAACAAGGAGGCAACAGAGGCAGAGAUCCGGAGGAGCUACUACAAAGUGUCCCUCAAAGUGCAUCCAGACCGGGCUCCUGAAGACCCGCUCGCCACGGAGAAAUUUCAGGUGUUAGGAAAGCUGUAUGCGGUGCUGAGUGAUAAAGAGCAGAGGGUUGUUUAUGAUGAGCAGGGAGUGGUGGAUGAAGAGUCUGACGUCCUGAGUGAAGACCGCUGCUGGGAAGACUACUGGAGGCUGCUUUUCCCUAAGAUAACUGUGCAGGACAUCCUUGAAUUUGAGAAGAAAUACAAGGGCUCUGACGAGGAGCGGCAGGAUUUAAUCCAGCUAUAUGUGCAGCAUGAGGGAGAUAUGGACGCCAUCACGGCCUCGGCCCUGUGCUGCUCCCAGGAAGACGAACCCAGACUCUGCAGCAUCAUCCAGGCUGCCAUCAAGAGCGGAGAAGUCAAAGAAUUCCCUGCUUUCACUCAGGAGACUGACAAAAAGAAGAGGGCUCGCAGGAAGAGGGCUGACAGAGAACGACAAGAAGCAGAAGAAAUGCAGAAAGAGAUGGGGCUCGGUGAUGAGGAUGACAGUCUUGUGAUGAUGCUUCAGCAAAGACAGAAGUCCAGAGAGCAGAACUUUAACAGUUUCCUGUCUGACCUGGAGGCGAAAUACUCCAAACCAAGUGGAAAAUCCCAAAAAUCAAAAAGAGGAAAAAAGUGAAAAGUGUGCAUGCUCUGGUUAUAGCAGAUAAAACGUGUAAAUGAAUCAAAACACCUUUUCAAGUUGAGUAAGAGCAUUGGAGUACACGUAUGAGCUGCUGUCUAACUGCUCUGUUCUGUAUGCUCAUAAAAUGUUCCUUUUAUGUGGCUUCAGUGUAUGAAUAUGUAGUAGCUUUUUGUGUGACGCUCAUCAAAAUGUAAAUGCAUCUUUUAUUUCUGUCUUUUAUGUUGUUAAAGUCUUCAGAGAACACAAAUAAAUUCAUAUUUAUAUAUGUAA